Molecule: messenger RNA, 1266 nt
Organism: Nerophis lumbriciformis (worm pipefish)
Lineage: Eukaryota; Metazoa; Chordata; Actinopteri; Syngnathiformes; Syngnathidae
Source: RefSeq, a predicted model, not a curated record
AUGGCCUGUCACAUCCUCACAAUGUUUGGCUCAACAUACAGCUGUGAGUCUGCCUUCUCUACAAUGAACAUUGUGAAGAACAUGUGCAGCAGCAGACUGACCAAUGAACACCUGGAUCAGUGUCUCCGCCUGGCCAUCACACCUUUUGUGCCAAACAUUUUGACCAACAUCCUGGACGUCCACCAAAACAUGGGCUACUGCCCGCAGUUCGACGCCAUCGAUGAACUGCUGACUGGAAGAGAACACCUUCACCUCUACGCUCGCCUCCGCGGGGUGCCAGAGGUGGAGAUCAGCAGGAUUGCGGAGUGGGCCAUUCAGAAGCUGGGUCUGUCCGAGUACGCGGGCCAAAGCGCCGGCACCUACAGCGGAGGGAACCGCAGGAAACUGUCAACAGCUAUCGCCAUGAUCGGCUGUCCCGCUCUGGUCCUGCUGGAUGAACCCACAACAGGCAUGGACCCGCUGUCCAGGCGCUUCCUCUGGAGCUCCAUCGUGAGCGUGAUCCAGGAGAAAAGAGCUGUCGUCCUCACCUCACACAGCAUGGAGGAAUGUGAGGCGCUCUGCACGCGUUUGGCCAUCAUGGUGAACGGGUCCUUCAAGUGUCUCGGAACCAUUCAGCAACUCAAAUACAAAUUUGGUGAUGGCUACGUGGUGACCAUGAAGAUCAGGGCCUCCAAGGCCGGUUGCGCCCCCGAUCUGAACCCGGCCGAAGCCUUCAUGGAGAGCACCUUCCCCGGCUGCGUCCAGAGGGAAAAACACUACAACACCCUGCAGUACAAGAUAGCCUCCUCCUCCCUGGCAAGGAUCUUCCAGAUGGUCCUGGCCAACAAAGACCAGCUCAACAUCGAGGACUACUCGGUGUCACAGACCACUCUCGAUCAAGUCUUUGUCAAUUUUGCCAAACAACAAUCAAGAGAAGACGAGGCCAUAGUUCUGCAUCCAAAAGCUGCCGGGGCACAGCAAGGUGGUCAGGGCACCCCCGUGAAGAGACUCAGGAAGCAGAACCACCAAGCACGUUACAAGAAGGUGGAAGAAGACAAAGUGGUAAUGGCAACCUCAGUCAUCCUGGUCAUGGUAGUCCGCAAAGGUUCAAUCGAGGCAACUGGAGUAGCUUUUGGGAUUUGGAGCACAAUCCUUUUUUGUAGGCAGAACCACCAAGCACGUUACAAGAAGGUGGAAGAAGACAAAGUGGUAAUGGCAACCUCAGUCAUCCUGGUCAUGGUAGUCCGCAAAGGUUCAAUCGAGGCAACUGGAGUCCGUCUUCGUUGA